Molecule: messenger RNA, 870 nt
Organism: Cydia amplana
Lineage: Eukaryota; Metazoa; Arthropoda; Insecta; Lepidoptera; Tortricidae
Exons: 5
Source: RefSeq, a predicted model, not a curated record
GGUGACAAUGGAGUUUAUAAAUAUGACGUUUAGAAAAAGGCGUUUUAGUUCAUACGUGGCUGCAUGAUGUUAAUAAUAUGGACGUUGCUGCUCUCUAGUAUAUCAUGCUACGGCGUCACAGAAACACAGGAGGAACCCGACAACGUCACCACUCUCUACCCUAUCUCCAAUAACUCCAGCGACCAUGCCAACCAAACCGACUCUGUCAAGACAGCCACUUCCCUAGCUGAAACAUUAAACAAUGACAGCAACAAGACAGAGUCGAAGGAAGAGCCAGUGAUAGAAAAGCCAGGGAAUGACAGCAAAGAGUUCAAGCCAAGUGUCCACUUCCAGGACUUUUUUGAUGAAGAUGAUUUUGGAAUUGUUUCGCUGCCGACGAAGCCGACGGUGGACGGGUUUUCGCCGCUGAAGAAGCCGCCUUCUGCUUUUAUCGGCUCAAAUAAAGACGCCUUCAAAUCCACCAAGGUGAAACCGCCGCUGGAGAGGUUCCCCUACAAGUUCCAGGACGCCAUCUUGACGAGGGCCAAGCCAAGAUGGCGGCCGAACGAGCUGGAGUCGCGGCCCACAGUUCCCGUGCCCGCGCAGGUGCCAGCUGGCGGGCUGUACAAGAAACCUGAUGCGUUCAAGGACAAGCCGAGCAUCGAUGACGACGAGCAGUUCGGGCUGACGUUCCACGACGAGAAGGAAACCCUUGUUAAGAAACGUGCAAAUCCGUGGAAGAGUAUCCUGCAUCUCCUGACGGCGUUCAUCCCCGUGGGACUCAUCAUCUCCGCCCUCACUCCCAGCGUCGUCACCAUACACAGCACCGGCUCCGGCGGACCGGGACUCGGACCGGGACUCGGACCGGGGCACGGGCCGGGAAUCGGACCG